ACCUGACAGACCUGUCCCUGCAUCACACACGGCAGGCCUCUCCUUCCAUCACACCUCACUUUGCUUAUCCUCCACUCGUCAACACUCAUUCUGAAGAAGAAGAGGAUGCCUCGUCGCCAGUCCUCUCUGUCCGCCCGGAGCUCCGGCUCCAUCAAGGCUGAGAGCACGCAGUGGGAUGGGAAGUCUUUCGAGGAGCUGCGGCAGGAAUGCCUCCAGAAGGGGGUCCUGUUUGAGGAUCCAGACUUCCCAGCAGCUGACUCCUCGCUCUUCUUCAGCCAGAGCGUUCCCGUCCAGAUUGAAUGGAAGAGACCUAAGGAGAUUUGUGACAGACCAAAGUUCAUCGUGGGCGGUGCAGACAGGACUGACAUUUGCCAGGGACAGCUUGGGGACUGUUGGCUCCUGGCAGCCAUCGCCUCCUUGACAAUGAAGAAAGAUGCUUUGGCCCGAGUUGUCCCCCAUGACCAGGACUUUGACCACAGAUACGCCGGCAUCUUUCACUUCCAGUUCUGGCAACACAAUAAAUGGCUGGACGUGGUGGUGGAUGACCGACUGCCGGCGGUGAGAAAUCAACUCAUCAUGCUUCAUUCUGCCUCCAACAACGAGUUCUGGAGCGCCUUGUUGGAAAAAGCUUAUGCCAAAGUGUACGGCAGCUAUGAAUCUCUUAAGGGUGGCAGCACAAUGGAGGCCAUGGAGGACUUCACCGGUGGAGUGGGGGAAGUCUACGAAACCCAGAAGGCUCCAAAAGACCUGUUCAGAAUCAUGAAGAAGGCCCUGGACCGGGGCUCCAUGAUGGGUUGCUCCAUAGAUAUCACCAGCUCUGCAGAGUCUGAGGCCAAGACCAGCACAGGUCUGGUGAAGGGACAUGCAUACUCCAUAACGGGGCUGGAAGAGGUACAUAUCAGGGGCCAGAAAGUCAAGUUGAUCCGAGUCCGAAACCCCUGGGGUCAGGUUGAAUGGAAUGGCGCCUGGAGUGACAGCUCCAGAGAGUGGGAUCAUGUCGACAGGGCAGAAAAAACUCGCAUCCUGCAGAAUUCAUCAGAAGACGGUGAAUUUUGGAUGGAGUUUGAGGACUUCAAGAGGAACUACGACAAGGUGGAGAUCUGCAACAUGACUCCCGACUCCCUGACCGACGACACCAAACGCCACUGGGAGGUCAGCUUAUUCGAGGGAAACUGGACCCGUGGCUCGACUGCUGGCGGCUGCAGGAACUACAUCGACACGUUUUGGACCAACCCACAGUACCGGCUGGAGCUGGAGGAUGCUGACGACGAGGAUGAUGUGUGCAGCGUGGUCAUCGCCCUGAUGCAGAAGAACAGGCGGAAGCUGAGGAAGGAGGGCCUGGACAUGGAGACCAUUGGAUUUGCUGUGUAUGAGGCUCCAGAUGACGAUGAUCAUGUGGGAAAGGAUUUCUUCCGCUACCAUGGGUCGAAAGCUGGCAGCAGAGCCUACAUCAACAUGCGUGAGGUGUCAGAGCGAUUCACUCUUCCUCCGGGAAAAUACCUGCUGGUCCCCACCACCUUCCAACCCCACCACGAAGCUGAUUUCCUGGUCCGGAUCUUCUCUGAGAAGAAGGCUGGAGCUUUAGAGAUGGGUACCAAUGUUGAUGCAGACCUCCCAGAUCCGCCCAUGCCCAGCCCGCCGGAGGAGGAGAGUGAUGAGGAGAGAGGCCUGCGGAGGCUGUUUGAGCAGCUGGCCGGCCCGGAUGAGGCUAUAUCAGUCAGAGAGCUGAAGCAGAUGCUGGACGGUGUUCUCAGCAGACGAAAAGAAAUCAAAUUUGACGGCCUGAGUCUCAGCACCUGCCACAGUAUCAUCAACCUCAUGGAUGUGGACAACACAGGGAAGCUGGAGUUCCAAGAGUUUAAGGUCUUUUGGGAAAAGAUGAAGAAAUGGAUCAUGCUUUUCCUGUCCUUUGACACAGACCGGUCAGGAAAGAUGUCCUCCUACGAGCUUCGCAUCGCUCUCAAGGCUGCAGGCAUGCACUUGAACAAUAAGCUCCUGCAGCUGGUGGGUUUGAGAUUUGCUGAUGACAAGUACGACAUCGACUUCGACGACUACCUCACUUGCAUCGUCCGUCUGGAGAACAUGUUCAGAGCUUUCCAGGCUAUGGACAAAUUCAAGCGAGGACGCGUAAACAUGAACAUCAUGCAGUUUCUCAUGCUGUCCAUGAAUGUCUGAGGAGUAGAUGAAGUCAACGGCACUCUUGAUGGGGACGAAAUGCAAUCUUGGACUCUAGAGGGUUGAAUAGUCAAACUAUGCAUGCUAGCAUUUUUCUUUUUCACAUUUUAUAUUAUAAAAAAUCUAUUCAUUUUACAUGUCACUGCUUUAACAAACCAUGUUAAAUGCUGCCUGGGCUUUCAUGUUUGAAAACCUUGUUUUAAAUCUGAAUUGUGCUGACUUGAGCUCUGGAACAAAAUAUUGGUUUAAUUUCUUGAUUUGCUGCCUGACUGCAAAAUAAUUUUUUGACUGUG
Molecule: messenger RNA, 2468 nt
Organism: Cololabis saira (Pacific saury)
Lineage: Eukaryota; Metazoa; Chordata; Actinopteri; Beloniformes; Belonidae
Gene: capn9
Product: calpain 9
Exons: 20
Coding region: 106-2175 (689 amino acids)
Biological process (GO): proteolysis
Cellular component (GO): cytoplasm
Molecular function (GO): calcium ion binding; calcium-dependent cysteine-type endopeptidase activity
Source: RefSeq, a predicted model, not a curated record